GGUGGGGAGGGUGUGGGUGGUGGGGGAGUGUGUAAUGUGGGUUUGAUUGCAGUAUCCGCUGAUCACAGACCAGAAUGAAAGUGAAAGUAUUGAGAGUGACUGUGCGAGAGCUGAGCUGAGAGGAGGGGAAGGGCAGAGGAGGAGACCGGACCUGUUGUUCUUUCAGGGGACUCUGCGAGGAGAAUGUUAUCGAAAAGGGAGAUGGUGUUAUUGAUUGCUGGAAUACUAUUGCAGUUCUUGCUGAGCUCUGCAUUAAGCACCAAUGACCAUGAGAGUGGAGAUGCUCCUAUAGCUUCUAAUGGACAGAAAUUUCCCUGGAACAAGAUGAGGUUGCCCAAUAGAAUCAUCCCACUUCACUAUGACCUGUUGAUACACCCAAAUCUAACCACUCUGAGUUUCACUGGAGUAGCCAAGAUUGAGGUCUCUGUCAAACAAGACACCAACUCCAUUGUCCUCCACAGCAAGUACCUGGAAAUCACCAGCGCCACCAUUGCAUUAACACAAGAUGGAAUUGCCCAACAUGAAAAAGCCAUGAAUGUUUUGGAGUUUCCACCUUACGAGCAAAUAGCGCUUCAGUCUAUUGAGCCUCUGGGUGCUGGAGAGAAGUACGUUAUUAACAUAAACUAUGCAGCCAAUCUGUCUGACGGUUUCUAUGGUUUCUACAAAAGCAGCUAUAAAACACAAGAUGGCAAAACAAGACUGCUUGCUUCUACCCAUUUUGAACCUACAUCAGCACGCAUGGCCUUUCCUUGCUUUGAUGAGCCGUCUUUCAAAGCCAACUUCUCAGUCAAGAUCAGGAGAGGCAGCCAAUACAUUGCACUGUCCAACAUGCCCAUGGUUAAAUCUUUCCCAAUAGGGGAGGGGAUUUUUGAAGACCAUUUUGCUGUGAGUGUGAGGAUGAGCACAUACCUGGUGGCAUUUAUUGUCUGCGACUUCAAAUCUGUUAGUGCUGUAACUUCAACAGGAAUUAAGGUGUCCAUAUACGCUGUUCCAGACAAGUGGAGCCAAACUCACUAUGCUUUGGAAGCAGCAGUGAAACUACUGGAGUUUUAUGAACAUUAUUUCAAUAUCUACUUCCCACUCCCAAAGCAAGAUCUCGUAGCGAUUCCCGAUUUUGAGUCAGGAGCCAUGGAGAACUGGGGUUUGAUCACUUAUAGGGAGACAUCUCUACUCUACGAUUCAGUGACCUCCUCAGCAUCGAAUAAACUAUGGAUUACUAUGGUGAUUGGGCAUGAACUGGCUCAUCAGUGGUUUGGUAACCUGGUGACAAUGGAGUGGUGGAAUGACCUCUGGCUUAACGAAGGCUUUGCCCGGUAUAUGGAGUUUGUCUCUGUUGGUGCCACCUAUCCAGAGCUACAAGUUGAUGACUAUCUUCUGAACACAUGUUUUGGAGCAAUGGGAAGCGACUCCAUGAAUUCAUCACGUGCUAUAUCCACAGCAGCAGAAAGUCCAACUCAGAUCCAGGAAAUGUUUGACUCGGUAUCUUAUGAGAAAGGUGCUUGCAUUCUGCACAUGUUGAGGAAUUUUCUAACAGAGGAGGUUUUCCAGAGUGGCUUAGUUUCUUACCUACGGAAAUACAGCUAUGGGAAUGCCAAGAACGAGGACCUGUGGAACAGCAUGGCCAAUACGUGCACAGAAGGAAACUUCACUUCAGGUGGAUUCUGCUACAGCACUUCACAAGCGGCUAAAAACGCUUAUCUUUAUACAGAGGAACAUCUGGACAUCAAGGAGGUUAUGAAUACUUGGACACUUCAGAAAGGGCUGCCAGUGAUCAUUGUUGAACACAGCGGGAGUUUAAUCCGGCUACGACAGGAGCGUUUCCUGAAGAGUGUCCUUCCAGAGGACCCUGUGUGGGAAUCACUGCAGUCUGGCUAUCUGUGGCACAUCCCGCUAACUUACAUCACGAGUAACUCGGACAGAAUUGGCAGAUAUCUGCUGAAAACCAAAUCAGAUACUAUUAAACUGGACAAAGAAGCUGACUGGGUGAAGUUUAACGUGGACAUGAAUGGCUAUUACAUUGUACACUAUGAGCACAGUGGAUGGGAUGCACUGGUUAAUCUACUGGAUCAGGAUCACACCCUCCUGAGCAUGAAGGACCGAACACACCUCAUUCAUAAUGCUUUCCAACUCGUCAGUGCAGGAAAGUUAUCACUUGAUCGAGCUCUUGACCUGACCCGUUACCUGAGACAUGAGAACAAAACUAUGCCAGUGUUACAGGGUCUGGCUUAUCUGGAGGUAUUUUACAAAUUGGUUGAGAAAAGGAAUAUCCCUGAUGUUGCAACAAAUCUGAAGAGAUAUAUCCUGGAGUUUUUCAAACACCUGAUUGACAAGCAGUCCUGGAGUGACGAUGGCUCCCUGUCAGAGCGUCUGCUGCGCACCAACCUCCUGGAGAUGGCCUGUGACCUGCAGUACCCUCCCUGCCUCCAAAAGGCUUUAGAUUUAUUCAAUAAGUGGAAGAAUUCCAAUGGCACCAUCAGUUUGCCGACAGAUGUUCUCGAGAUUGUGCAUUCUGUGGGAGCCCAGAGUGCUGAUGGAUGGGAAUACCUCCUGAAGAAGUACAUCCAGUCCUUGUCAGGUGCUGAAAAGAUUAAGAUUCUUAAUGCUUUGGCGGCCACCAGGGAUCCAGAGAAACUGUCAGGAUUGUUGGAGAUUGGUAUGGAAGGGAAUGUCAUCAAGUUGCAGGAUCUAGACCAUGUUGUUGCUGCAGUGAGCAGAAACCCAGUCGGACAUCUCCUUGCCUGGAAUUUUGUGAAGAGGAAUUGGAACAAACUGAUUGAGAAAUUUGAGCUUGGCUCCUUCACUAUCAGAUGGCUUAUCGUUGGAACGACAUCUCACUUUUCAUCUAAGGAAGAAUUGGAGGAGGUGAAAAUGUUCUUUGAAUCUAUCAAGGAGCAGAGCUCCCAGCUGAGGUGUACCCAGCUUGCCCUGGAAACCAUUCAGAAAAACAUUAGGUGGCUGGAGCGGAAUCUGGAUGUCCUCAGAUCGUGGCUAUUGGAUAUUACUAUCCCACAGUAAUACCACUGCUCAGUAACAUCUUAUUUCCCUUCAUUUCAGGAGUCCCGCAGUAUAGGCUGCAACACUGGUAAAUAUAAUGGAGUUGGCAAAACUAACUUAUUAUUAUGAAAGUAUGCAGAGGCCACAAGUCAUCAGGCACAAUAACAAGGGAAAGAAAUUAAGCAUUGGAUAAUGCAGUAAUUUAUUAGAUGUGGGGCAACAGAGCUAUAAACGUCACAUCCACACCCUGUUCAGGCUCACGUGUGUAUGCUAAUGUUAGCAUUUGUUAUUUUAAAAACUUUAUCAAUUAACUUUCAUUUCAAACAGGUUUUCUUAACAGAUUUCUUAAUUUAAAAAGUUUCAAUUGAAUCUCCAAGCUAUCAAACAUGCUGAAGAAUGCAUUCAAUCAUCUGAAAUUCAAUAAUUCUUCAUCUUAUUCAAUAAUAAUAAUUUAAUUUGAUAUAGUUCGUUAACACG
This is a messenger RNA of Callorhinchus milii (elephant shark), 3471 nucleotides long. Its product is annotated as endoplasmic reticulum aminopeptidase 2-like. The transcript has 19 exons. Gene Ontology annotation, molecular function: peptide binding; zinc ion binding; metalloaminopeptidase activity. Gene Ontology annotation, cellular component: cytoplasm. Gene Ontology annotation, biological process: peptide catabolic process; proteolysis. The record is from RefSeq and is a predicted model, not a curated record. NCBI's taxonomy places the organism in Eukaryota, Metazoa, Chordata, Chondrichthyes, Chimaeriformes, Callorhinchidae. Bases 184 to 3015 code for a protein of 943 amino acids.